Molecule: messenger RNA, 696 nt
Organism: Durusdinium trenchii
Lineage: Eukaryota; Dinophyceae; Suessiales; Symbiodiniaceae
Source: the annotation of a GenBank genome assembly
AUGCGUGUGGAUGCCACAGAGUUCGUUCCUGCGAACUAUCAGUGGGGCCAGCCCACAGAAAGGCCGCAGCUGUCUGCUAACACUCCAGCCUUCGUCCCGGGCGCCGCGCAGGCCCCUUGGACGUCCGAGUGGGUUUGGCAGGAGCACCCGGAGGCUGCAGAGUACAGCGCAGCCUUCCAAGAAGAGGAUGCUUUUGAUGAGGAGAGCUUUCUGACGCCGCAGCUGCUUCCAGAGUCCUCUGGCGUGCCGCAGUCUGCAUCCCUUUCUCCAAAGUCGAGUCAGGAAGAUGACGGAAACCCACCCGAUUGGGAUCCGGGGCUCAGUAGCCAAGCCAGCAGCCACGCUGCCGCUGGCUCCGGAGCUGGCUCCGCAGCUGGCGGUUCAACUGUUUUGCCGCGGCUUGGAGUCCUUGCGGUGGAAGGGCGGCGGCUGCAGUGGUGCAUCGAGGGAUCAGAUGUUGGCUUCUCCCCUGAGGAUUGUGCUCAAGGUGAAGGUGUGGAGAGCCAGAAAUUCAGCGUUGCAGGUGUUCUCCUCAGACUGGCCUUCUUUCCAAAUGGCACCUCGAUGACGGGAGAUGGGGAUUGUGCAGUGGCGGUGCUUUGUGAGGAGAAGACAAAGCUCAAGUUUGAGCUUUUUCUCAAUGGCCGCCGCAGUGGCGCAAAGGAAAGCCAUCAGAAGACGCCAGUAGCACCCUGA